Molecule: messenger RNA, 462 nt
Organism: Medioppia subpectinata
Lineage: Eukaryota; Metazoa; Arthropoda; Arachnida; Sarcoptiformes; Oppiidae
Source: the annotation of a GenBank genome assembly
AUGAGUAUUUUAAUGAAUGGCGCCAACGGAACCACUCUAGAUGAUUUGAUACAAUUUCUUAAAUAUAAUCACACAAAUGAUAGCGAAUCGGAUUUAAAGGCCAUAAACGCCGGCUUUCAGGUAAUUAGUGGUAAAUAUGGGACAAAUGUGGCCGAAGACCAGAAGCACACGUCUCGUAAUCAUGUGUUAAAUGUGGCAAAUCGUGUGAUAAAUAGUAAAGAAAUUGUUUUAUUGGAUGAUUUUGUCAUCACUUCGUCCGAGUCUUACGGAGCGGAAGUACAGGCGGUCGACAUCGCCAACAAUGCCGUCAAAGAGACCGCAUAUGUGAAUGAAUGGGUCAGAAGACACACCAAUAAUAAGAUAAAAAAGAUUUUUGAUAAGAUUGACGACAAGACAACACUUAUUAUACUGAAUGCCAUCUAUUUUAAAGGUAUUUUAAUUUAUAGCAAACAUUUAUUUAAC